AUGUCAUUACUGCUCCCUAGCAAAUCCAACAUAGCCAGCAAGGGAAUGGACAUGGAUGACAAGCUAGUCAAACGUAUGCUCAGUUCUGAUGUGGAAAACAAACCAGAGGACAAGGUUGUAAAGGAGGAAACUGAUGGAUUGACUACAGAUCCUGAGUCUGAAGACAAAGAGAGCUCAGACAAUAAUGCUCACAAUGACAAUGAUUCAGAGGGCAAGGAGGUUUUGUCUGUGCUAGUAGAGGGUCAAUCUGGCAAUUGUAAGGUAACAGUAGAGGAGCUUGCAAAAGCAAAGGAGGACAAAGCUGCCACUAGGGCUAAAGUAAAGGCAGAGGCUGAGAAAGUAACACAGGCUAAGGUUAAGGAAGAGGCUCAGACUAAGGCAAAGAAGGAGAAGGAGAGGGGAAAGGAGAGGGAGAAGGAGAAGGAGAAGGAGAGGGAGAAGGAGAAGGAGAAGGAGAAGGCUACAGUCUUAGCACAGUCAGUAACAAAGCAGAAGGAUAGGAAGGAAAAGGAGGGGUCUAAAGGUUCUGAUACUGUCACAAACACAGAAAGGUUGAAGGUGGUAGUAGAAAAGGGGAACAAGCUAGUUCCUGAAGAAGUUGCAAAACCAGAAAAGAAAAAGCCAGUUGUGGAGAAAGAGAAGGUCAAUGUAAGAAGGGAUGGGAAGGAGAAACGAGUCAUAGUCAUGGUUACAAAGCUGGAAAAGAAGAAAGAGGACAAAAGCAAGGAAAAAGAGCCAGUACCAGUGCUCCUAAGCAAGAAGCACACUAUUGUAGAGGUGGAGAUUCUGGUCUCUAGCAAGGAAAUGUGCACAAAAAACCAGAAGGUCAUAGUAGAGUCUUCAAGCAAGGAGGAUGAGGAUAUCCCUCUGGAUUGGGCAGAGGGAAUGGUCUUCCACACACUCAAGUGUGUGAAGUGUGCAGAGAGGCACAAGGGUCCUUAG
Molecule: messenger RNA, 942 nt
Organism: Fomitiporia mediterranea MF3/22
Lineage: Eukaryota; Fungi; Basidiomycota; Agaricomycetes; Hymenochaetales; Hymenochaetaceae
Exons: 8
Coding region: 1-942 (313 amino acids)
Source: RefSeq, a predicted model, not a curated record